AUGGCCUCCAAAUCGCAAAGGGAGUACGAGACCGAGGUCAAAUCCUGGGGGUUCCCCAUGUCUUCACGUGGACCGACGGACCGUAAGAGCAGGCCUUUUCAGCCUCCUUCCCGCCCAUGCGAGGCUGACAAAGACCGCAGCAAUGCCCACUACAGCCCGCACUCACACCAUGGGCUCACGACGCACCUCAUCCUGAGAGGCCAGCUGACCAUCACCUAUCCGGCGGAUGCUCGCCCGGAGAAGAAGACCUACUCUGUCGGCGAUCGCAUCGAUGUCGAGGCUGGUCGUGUCCACGAGGUCUGGGUUGGACGGGAAGGCUGUACAUAUGUCAUUGGCGAAUAG
Molecule: messenger RNA, 342 nt
Organism: Neoarthrinium moseri
Lineage: Eukaryota; Fungi; Ascomycota; Sordariomycetes; Amphisphaeriales; Apiosporaceae
Exons: 1
Coding region: 1-342 (113 amino acids)
Source: RefSeq, a predicted model, not a curated record